This is a messenger RNA of Cervus elaphus (red deer), 1688 nucleotides long. RefSeq names its product poly(A)-specific ribonuclease PARN-like. Gene Ontology annotation, biological process: nuclear-transcribed mRNA poly(A) tail shortening. NCBI's taxonomy places the organism in Eukaryota, Metazoa, Chordata, Mammalia, Artiodactyla, Cervidae. Bases 198 to 1673 code for a protein of 491 amino acids. Gene Ontology annotation, cellular component: cytoplasm. Gene Ontology annotation, molecular function: RNA binding; poly(A)-specific ribonuclease activity. The transcript has 21 exons. The record is from RefSeq and is a predicted model, not a curated record.
ACGGCGGCGGCGGCGCACGGCGGCGGCGGCGGCUCCACUUUCCAGGACUCAGGGGCGGCGACAGCGCCAGCCGCGGGCAGCAGGCUGGGCAGCCGGAGCUGGAACGGCCGGGCGCGGCGGCGGCGCCGGGGGAUCUAAAAUGUCCACUGAGGCACAAAGAGUUGACGACAGUCCGGGCACUAGUGGAGGAAGCUCCGAUGGAGACCAGCGUGAGAGUGUCUAGUGGGAACCAGAGAGAGAGCAGGUUCAGCCGAAGAAGAAGGAGGGGAAGAUAUCCAGCAAAACAGCUGCUAAACUGUCUACUAGUGCUAAAAGAAUUCAGAAGGAACUUGCAGAAAUUACGUUGGGCCCACCCCCCAACUGUAGAUUUUCAGAGUAAUCUCCACAAAGUGUACCAGGCUAUAGAGGAGGCCGACUUCUUCGCCAUCGAUGGGGAGUUUUCAGGAAUCAGCGAUGGACCUUCAGUCACCGCAUUAACAAAUGGUUUUGACACUGCAGAAGAAAGGUAUCAGAAGCUUAAAAAGCAUUCCAUGGACUUUUUGCUGUUUCAGUUUGGCCUUUGCACUUUUAAGUAUGACUACACAGAUUCAAAGUAUAUAACAAAGUCUUUUAACUUCUAUGUUUUCCCGAAACCCUUCAAUAGAUCCUCACCAGAUGUCAAAUUUGUUUGUCAGAGCUCAAGCAUUGACUUUCUAGCAAGCCAAGGAUUUGAUUUUAAUAAGGUUUUUCGCAACGGAAUUCCGUACUUAAAUCAGGAAGAAGAAAGACAGUUAAGAGAGCAGUAUGAUGAGAAGCGUUUGCAGUCCAACGGCGCAGGUGCUCUGUCCUACACGUCUCCUAACACUUCAAAGUGUCCCGUGACAAUUCCUGACGAUCAGAAGAAGUUUAUUGACCAAGUAGUGUUCCAAAGAAAACUGAUUUAUCAGACUUUGAGCUGGAAGUAUCCCAAAGGCAUUCAUGUUGAGACUUUAGAAACUGAAAAGAAAGAGCGAUACAUUGUUAUCAGCAAAGUAGAUGAAGAAGAACGCAGAAGAGAGCAGCAGAAACACGCUAAGGAACAGGAAGAACUGAAUGAUGCCGUGGGAUUUUCUAGAGUCAUUCAUGCCAUUGCUAAUUCGGGGAAGCUUGUCAUUGGACACAACAUGCUCUUGGAUGUCAUGCACACGGUUCAUCAGUUCUACUGCCCUCUGCCCGCGGACUUAAAUGAAUUUAAGGAGGUGACAACAUGUGUUUUCCCCAGGCUCUUGGAUACAAAAUUGAUGGCCAGCACACAACCUUUUAAGGAUAUCAUUAACAACACAUCCCUUGCAGAAUUGGAAAAGCGGUUAAAAGAGACACCUUUCAACCCUCCUAAAGUUGAAAGUGCAGAAGGCUUUCCGAGUUACGACACGGCUUCUGAGCAGCUCCACGAGGCCGGCUAUGAUGCUUAUAUUACAGGACUGUGUUUCAUCUCCAUGGCCAACUACCUAGGUUCUUUUCUUAGUCCUCCAAAGAGUCAUGUAUCUGCCAGAUCAAAACUCAUCGAACCUUUUUUUAACAACUCUCUGCCGCAGACAUCAUCGCACCGGUAUUAUGAGACUGCUGUAGCUUUCCAGUCAUUGCUAUUCCAGAUUCCUGGUUAUGAUGAUGCCUCUACAAUUUGUUUUGGAAAACCUGGUUUUCUGAAUUGCUGAAAUUGUGCCAGUGCA